AUGCCGACCAACUUUGGUGAUUUGAGUUUGAGUCGUAAUCAAAAGUCGUCAGCUAUGGUGAAACCUCCAGGUAGAACUUUGUUGGAACGUGCGGAUUUGCAUUUGGACACGCAGGAUGUGAAGCGAUGUAAGAUAUCAACACCCACAGGGUCGUGCACAAUGAAUCUUACUGCAACGGAGAUGAGGGUGCAGGUCUUCCGUCUUACCCAACGUAUGAUGCAAGCAGAGUCUGAAGGGCGCACAGAAGACGCUCGUUCGUUGCAGGGUUUAAUUCGUACGUCUAAAUAG
Molecule: messenger RNA, 288 nt
Organism: Sphaeroforma arctica JP610
Lineage: Eukaryota; Ichthyosporea; Ichthyophonida
Exons: 1
Coding region: 1-288 (95 amino acids)
Source: RefSeq, a predicted model, not a curated record